AUGAAUAUUGAUCCACAGCUUGUUACAGCCAUCACUUGCCGUCAGGACAGGUGCGUCAGCGGACGGUGGGGGGACAGGAGCAGCCGAGGGGCUCUCCGGACCCGGGGGUCGGCAGCUGCCGGCGGGCUGCGAGUGCAGCCGCAUCCCUGCGCUGGCAGAGGACCCGGAGGGCUCCUGGCCGCCCCCGGCCCACCUCGCUGCGCGUUCCCCCCUCCCAUCCCGGGGCAGGCGAGGGGAAAGCCCCAUCGCCGGGAGGUUGGGAUGGAGGGAGGCGCCCGCUGCGCCCCCGCGGAGAGCGCGGCGGGGAGGGGGCGCGGGGGCGGCGUGCCAAUGGCUGCGCUGCCCCCUCCUCUGCCCCCACCCCGCCGCCGGCCCCUCCCUCCCCGCCCGACCCUCCUCCCGCCGCUCACUCCGCGCCGCCAGCGCCGAGGCUGCGGCUCGGGAGCGGCCCCGCUCCGCGCCCGGCAGCGCUGGGAGCCAGCAGGUCUCCGGGAGGCGCGGAGGUGGGGUGGGAUGCCGGAAUGCCCGGACCGCGGGGCCAAGGCGGCCCCCAUCCAUCAUAAAAUCUCCUUCUCCAUCUUAGACAUCCUGGAUCCCCAGAAAUUCAGCAGGAGACGCGAACCGGCCGCGGGGAGCUGGGGCAGCGCCCCCCGCUCGGGCGAGCGGGAGAAAAGUUUGGGAAGAGUUGAAGUAGGAAAGGACGCUGCUGCUCCCGGCAGCGGGAGGAAUAAACUAGAGGCACAUGAUCCGCACGGCCCGGCGGAGAGCGGCGCCGAGGACGCGGGGCAGGACCGCGACGAGGAGGACCCGAGCGGGGACGGGACCGGGAGCGGGGACGGGACCGGGAGCGGGCCCUCUCCCGGGCCGGAGGAGCCGGGGUCGCCGCGGGGCGCCCGUCGGCGGCGGGCGGAGCCGGGCUGCGGGAAACCGCGGCGGGCGCGCACCGCCUUCACCUACGAGCAGCUGGUGGCCCUGGAGAACAAGUUCCGAGCCACGCGGUACCUGUCGGUCUGCGAGCGCCUCAGCCUGGCGCUGUCCCUCAGCCUCACCGAGACGCAGGUGAAGAUCUGGUUCCAGAACCGCCGCACCAAGUGGAAGAAGCAGCACCCGGGCGCCGACGGCGCGGCCCCCGCAGCAUCCCCCGCGGCGGCGGCGGCGGGCGGCGGCAGCCCCAGCCCGCCGGGCCCCGCCGCUCUGCCCUUCCAGACUUUCCCUUCCUACGCCGCCGCCAACGUCCUGGUGCCGCCGGCCGCCCCCUUCCCGCUGGGAGCCGGCCCCUUCGCCCCUUUUCUCGGCCCCGCGUACCUCGGCCCCUUCUACGCCCCGCAUCUCUGA
Molecule: messenger RNA, 1335 nt
Organism: Corapipo altera (White-ruffed manakin)
Lineage: Eukaryota; Metazoa; Chordata; Aves; Passeriformes; Pipridae
Gene: NKX1-2
Product: NK1 homeobox 2
Biological process (GO): cell differentiation; regulation of transcription by RNA polymerase II
Cellular component (GO): nucleus
Molecular function (GO): RNA polymerase II cis-regulatory region sequence-specific DNA binding; DNA-binding transcription factor activity, RNA polymerase II-specific
Source: RefSeq, a predicted model, not a curated record